AUGCGAGUGAAUGAGCAUGUUGUCGCUGAAAACGACAGUGUCGCACAGCAAUGGCUAGCACUCGUUGCAUCAUUCGAUCACCUCGACGCCCCUCGAUCCCGCGUAGAAUUUAUUGCCGCACGGUACCGGAAACAGCCAUGCCGAGUGGUUCAGCGGAUCCAGGGCGCUUUCAAUUACUGCUUCAGAAUCCGAUUCGACGAUGCCAACGAUGAAUGGAUUAUUCGUUUCCCGAUUCCCGGGUACGCAAUGGAUCCAUGCCGAAAAACGCAAAACGAAGUUGACGUCAUGCGAUUCAUCCAGAGCAACACGACGAUACCCAUUCCAAAAGUUUUUGGAUCCGGCGUGGCCGAUGGAGAUUUCGAUGGCCUCGGACCGUACAUUGUGAUGGAAUACGUUCACGGCCUCUCUCUGGAUGACCUGAUACUAGAAAACGACGAGGAGUGGGCAUUGCGGAAGGACUGUCCCGCAGAGACCAUCGAAAAGGUUUACCGGCAAAUCGCAUGCAUAUACCUCCAACUAUUUCAGCAUAGCUUCCCUAAGAUUGGAAGUUUAUCCGCUGUAGAUUCCGACGGUGUCGCUCCUGAAUGGCGCCUGGCUUUGGGACCGUUGACGUUCAAAAUGAACGAGGUGGAGCGCAUGGGUGGCGUCCGGAUUGGAGCUUCGGACGGACCCUUUGAUCAAACAAUCGAUUACUUUCAAACUCUGGUCGACCAGAGCCUGUCCCAUCUGCUCCACAAUCCCCAUGCUGGCCGAGACGAACAAGAAAUCCAAGCUGAUCGUCAUUCGAUCGAUACACUUGGCUCUCUCGCGAGACACUUCAGUUCAAAGGGAAACGUGGAAAACCAGUACAGGUUGUUCUGCGACGAUCUGCGGUUUGGAAACAUCCUCGUGGACGAAUCAUAUCAAAUCGUGGCCGUCCUCGACUGGGAAUUUUGCUAUGUCGCCCCUCAGAGUUUCCUCUGCUCGCCGCCGUCUUGGCUAAUAGGAACAGAGCCGUUCGAGUGGAAGGAUGACGACGUCGCGUAUUUCACGGAAAAAGUCGGCUUAUUCCUCAGCCUGCUGGGAGAGGAGGAGGAGAAACGAGAUGAGAAUGAUCAUAGACUCUCUCAUCUGAUGCGGGACUCUAUGCGAGAUGGGACGUUUUGGUUUAAUUUGGCCAUCAGAGAAAGCUUCCCCUUGUCGGACAUUAUGUCCCAUUGUCGAAAUUUGGAAGCUUUUCAGAAUCUUACCUUGUACUGCGGCUCAUCAUCGGAUCGAAAAGUCACGGAUAAGACACCAGAACGGCAGAAGUGGCGUGCAGUGGACAAUUCAAGUCUGUCACCAUUCUUGUCAACCAUGUGGAAAUCGUUUCGGUCCUCAUUGCCCACUAUUGAUCGAAUUUCCGAGUUGCUAAAGAGUCGUGGCCGAAGCAAAGACGUUCAUGUGGGUCGAAAUGCAGAUGAACGACAAUGA
Molecule: messenger RNA, 1452 nt
Organism: Drechmeria coniospora
Lineage: Eukaryota; Fungi; Ascomycota; Sordariomycetes; Hypocreales; Ophiocordycipitaceae
Product: phosphotransferase enzyme family protein
Exons: 2
Coding region: 1-1452 (483 amino acids)
Source: RefSeq, a predicted model, not a curated record